Messenger RNA from Chaetomium globosum CBS 148.51, 546 nucleotides. RefSeq lists its product as uncharacterized. The record is from RefSeq and is a predicted model, not a curated record. Lineage: Eukaryota; Fungi; Ascomycota; Sordariomycetes; Sordariales; Chaetomiaceae. The transcript has a single exon. The coding region runs from base 1 to 546 and encodes 181 amino acids.
AUGGAGGUGACAACACCAACACCACCAACUCCCCAUCUCCAAGCCCGCACGCGCAUCAUCACCCAAACCAUCACGCGCCCCUUCACCACCAUCACCGCGCUCGUCACCCUCGGCGGCGACAGCCCCGAACUGACCACCAACAACCCCCCACCCUCCCCAACACCACCACCACCACCGCCCGCACCCACCAACCAACAACUCGCCCCCGCCGCCCCGCCCUCCGCCCUAACCCCCUCCCAACUCGGCGCAGUGCUCGGCUCCGUCCUCGGCCUCGCCACGCUCAUCCUCCUCAUCUGCUGCAUCCUCUCGCUGCAGCGGCGCAAGCGGCGCCUCGAGCGCCAGCAGAACGAUCGGUAUUACUAUUACGACGAUGGGGAUGAGGACGAGGACGAGGAGAUGCGGGAGCGCGGCCGGUGGCAUUCGCGGAGCGGGAGGGGAUCGUGGACCACCGUGCCGCCGCCGGUGAGGUUCCCGCCGACGCCGAGGUAUACGACGUAUUCGCAGACGAGGGAGAGGCAGAUUGGGGGGGUGGGGCGGUAUCCUUGA